ACGGGAGGGCUGGGGUUGUCAACAGUGUCCCUACUCACGACUACGUAUCUGUAACCUUGGGCCAAGUGACUUCAGCUUUCUGAAUCUUUGAUUACUGAUCUGUAAAAUAUGGACUAUGAUGCCUGCCCAAGACGACAGUUGUGAGGAUUGAGAUCGAUAUACAAAAAGACCAACUCCUUCCUUGCUUUAAACCUGAAGGGAGAAAGAGAGCGCGCGAAGGAGAGAGGAUGUCUCUCUCAGACUGGCAUCUGGCAGUGAAGCUGGCUGACCAGCCACUCGCACCCAAAUCUAUUCUUCAGUUGCCGGAGACAGAAGUGGGAGAGUAUUCCCUAGGGGGCUAUAGCAUCUCAUUCCUAAAGCAGCUUAUUGCUGGCAAGCUCCAGGAAUCUGUUCCAGACCCGGAGCUGAUUGAUUUGAUCUACUGUGGCCGGAAGCUAAAAGAUGACCAGACUCUUGACUUCUAUGGUAUUCAGCCUGGGUCCACAGUCCAUGUUCUCCGAAAGUCUUGGCCUGAGCCUGAUCAGAAACCUGAACCUGUGGACAAAGUGGCUGCCCUGAGAGAGUUCCGGGUCCUGCACACUGCCCUGCACAGCAGUUCCUCCUACAGGGAGGCGGUCUUUAAGAUGCUCAGCAAUAAAGAAUCUCUGGAUCAGAUCAUUGUGGCCACCCCAGGCCUCAGCAGUGACCCCAUUGCUCUAGGGGUUCUCCAGGAUAAGGACCUCUUCUCCGUCUUUGCUGAUCCCAACAUGCUGGAUACAUUGGUGCCUGCUCACCCAGCACUAGUCAAUGCCAUCAUCCUGGUUCUGCACUCAGUGGCAGGCAGCACCCCAAUGCCUGGAGCUGACUCCUCUUCCCGAAGCAUGCCCUCCAGCUCGUACCGAGAUAUGCCAGGUGGCUUCCUGUUUGACGGGCUCUCAGAUGACGAGGACGACUUUCACCCAAGCACCCGGUCUACACCCUCUAGCAGUACACCCAGCUCCCGCCCGGCCUCCCUGGGGUACAGUGGAGCUGCAGGGCCCCGCCCCAUCACCCAGAGCGAGCUUGCCACUGCCCUGGCCCUGGCCAGUACUCCAGAGAGCAGUUCUCACACACCAACACCUGGGACCCAGGGCCAUUCUUCGGGCACCUCACCAAUGUCCUCUGGUGUCCAAUCAGGGACACCCAUCACCAAUGAUCUUUUUAGCCAAGCCCUCCAGCAUGCCCUGCAGGCCUCUGGGCAGCCCAGCCUUCAGAGCCAGUGGCAGCCUCAGCUGCAGCAGCUGCGUGACAUGGGCAUCCAGGACGACGAGCUGAGCCUCCGGGCCCUUCAGGCCACUGGAGGUGAUAUCCAAGCAGCCCUGGAGCUCAUCUUUGCUGGAGGAGCCCCAUAAACUGCUUGUACCCGAAUACCUACCAAGUUGCAGAGGCUAUUUCUGCCAGGAGGCACCUGUGAAAUUGCCUCCAGCUCCCCAACCCACC
Molecule: messenger RNA, 1458 nt
Organism: Acomys russatus (golden spiny mouse)
Lineage: Eukaryota; Metazoa; Chordata; Mammalia; Rodentia; Muridae
Gene: Ubl7
Product: ubiquitin like 7
Exons: 11
Coding region: 228-1370 (380 amino acids)
Biological process (GO): ubiquitin-dependent protein catabolic process
Cellular component (GO): cytosol
Molecular function (GO): polyubiquitin modification-dependent protein binding
Source: RefSeq, a predicted model, not a curated record